Molecule: messenger RNA, 3263 nt
Organism: Zootoca vivipara (common lizard)
Lineage: Eukaryota; Metazoa; Chordata; Lepidosauria; Squamata; Lacertidae
Gene: ENOPH1
Product: enolase-phosphatase 1
Molecular function (GO): magnesium ion binding; acireductone synthase activity
Source: RefSeq, a predicted model, not a curated record
CCUCUCUCCCCUCCCCUCCGCGGCCAGUUCCGCGGCUCCUCCCGACGUUUCCCCUCCGACGCCGCGUCCCUGAAGCCGCUUUCCGGGGAGGGUCCGCGCGCGCUUGUGUGCUUGGAUCGGCGUCUCUGCGCUGCCGUGCGCGCAGCCAGCAGCAGCAGCAGCAGCAUCCCCUCGGCUCGGUGGCCCCCGCGGUGGACAUGGUGGGCUUCGCCGUCCCCGCAGAAGUCAGCGUGCUCCUCCUGGACAUCGAAGGCACGACAACACCCAUCGCGUUUGUCAAGGAUACUCUGUUUUCCUACAUCAAAGACAACAUCCGAGAGUACCUUCGUGCACACUGGGAGGAAGAGGAGUGCCAAGAAGACGUUGGCCUUCUGAGAAAACAGGCUGAAGAAGAUGCUCACAUGGAUGGAGCAGUGCCCAUCCCGCUGGAGACAAGGGAUGGAGAGGAGGAGGUGGAGCGCAUCAUCCAGGCCGUCAUAGACAACGUCCACUGGCAGAUGUCUUUAGACAGGAAGACAACCGCCUUAAAGCAGCUCCAAGGCCACAUAUGGAGGGCAGCGUACGAAAACGGCCGCCUGAAGGGAGAGUUCUUUGAUGAUGUGGUUCCAGCAGUUAGGAAAUGGAGAGAAGCAGGGAUGAAAGUUUACAUCUAUUCCUCUGGGAGUGUUGAGGCGCAAAAGCUCUUUUUUGGGAACUCCACAGAAGGCGAUAUUUCCGAGCUUUUUGAUGGCCACUUUGACACCAAAAUAGGCCCGAAAGUGGACAGCGAGAGUUACCAGAGGAUUGCCGCAAGCAUUGGGUGUUCCACAAGCAACAUACUGUUCUUGACGGAUGUCACUCGAGAGGCAGAUGCCGCAGAAGAAGUCGACAUGCACGUGGCGAUAGUAGUCCGGCCGGGCAACGCGGGCCUGACGGAUGACGAGAAAUCUUAUUAUAGACUCAUAACCUCUUUCAACGAACUCUUCUUGCCGUCCUCCACUUAAAGAAGCGAAUUUCUGUGUUUCUGUUAAGAAAGGAAAGAAAGGAUGAUGUGGGAGCGACGCCUGACCAAAAUCCUCCUUGUACUAUAAUACGGUAGUUUUUUGCUGGUGACAUGAAUUUUGGAAUUGAGAGCAUUGGGAUCCUUGGCCUUCCAGUGACAGGAAUUUGAACCCGGUGUGGUUGGGACAUCUGCUGGUGUUGCAGGCACACCUUGGACCCAGCGGCUGCAAAGCCCUGGUUGUCAGCACAACCUUGCUUUGGAAUUGCACGCGGAAGUCAUGCAAACCACCAGGAGGAUGUUGUCCAUGGAAGGCCUUCUCGAGACGAAGGGGGCUGCCUAAGUUUUCCCGCAGCCACCGUUCAUCUCCGGAGGCUCCUGUGUAGGAGAUCCUCGCCGUGGGUUGUGGCCAGCAUGUUUACCUCAGACACACAUUCCCUUAGCUUCAUUCUCUCCUGCAAUUAAUAAACAAGUCUUUUAAGUUUUUUUUAAUGUUCUUCUGUUUUCGGUUUGCAAGCAGGGGUGGGGAACAUCAGGCUCAGGGCCAAAUGCAGGCCUUGGGAUUCUCCUCAGGCCCCGCCCCUUCCUCUGGCCACACCCCUUUCUGGUUCUGCUCCUCUGGUGCGUUUUAUCUAGCUGGAACGUGCCCCUAUCUUGCUUGUCUUAGUGAAGGAUGGAAAGAUUCAGGGAGCAGACACACAACAGCCCCGUGUUUUGCAUGCUGGAAUGUAGCAUGCUAUGCAAAGGUCACAUUGUUUGCUCUGCUUAAGAGUUAACUAAUCCGCUGGGGAAAUAAGGUACUGAGAGGUUUGCAAAGUGAACUGACCUGCAGACCAAAAGCUGUAAACACUUUUGAAGGCCUUCCCAGGUGAGGCUUUCUGUGCCAAGGUGGUGCAAUAUUUUGCCCACCCCCAUCCCAGCGUGUUUUGGGAGAUCUGUACAAUGUUAGCAUAGCCAAUGUAUAGAUUGGUGGGGUAGGGAAGGAUUGUAUUUUCCUUUUACUUUUGAUGCUGGGCAAAUACAAUCUCUCCCCUUCAGCUAGUUGAGUGUUUCGUGCAUUGCCGCUGCAGUCAAUUGGACAGUACCUGUGUCGUCGAGGCCACAAAUCACACCAGUCAUUUCUCCCUGUGACUGUUGAAUUCCCAAAAUUUCAUCUCCCCCCCCCCCAGACGGUUCACCCCACUGACCUCUUUCAAAGUCUGCCAUGUCUUUUUUGAGUCGCCAAGACAGGAGUGUGUAUCGCCUCAAAUUCAGUGCGCAGCUGUCUCCAGCCGAAUAGAUUGCUCCUUUCCGUUCUGCGUGGAAGAGAUACAACUUCGUCCACACCGGACAGGGCGAAUGCUGAGAGAAAGCAGUGUCAUUUUCCACACAAGCAACCACUUCCUUGCUUGUAAGUAAAUACUGUCACAAGGCACUGUAACCAGGGCAUUGUAUUAAAGGCAUAUUUUUGCAGCUGUCUUGGCCAGUAUUGAGCAGCUCUGUGUCUGGCCAGGACCUGGGUGGCAGAUGGCCUGGAACACCUAUGUCUUAAGAUGGACAGAAUGCAGAAUAUAACAGACCGCAGCACCCUCAUUGUAAAUUUCAAACACUGUGAUACAACCUUUAGUGGUCGUGGCUUCUCAUCGCCACCCAAAACCAUCAGAAGUAGAGUUUGUUAAGUUUUCAGGAGACCCCGUGUCACCUCGCAGAGUGACAAUUCCCAGAGUUUCCUGGAAAGGGGGAUUGAUAGAACAAUUCUGGGAACUGUAGCACCGUAUGAUUGUUAAAGCGGUAUGAUGCUGCUUUAAUAGUACCGUGUAGAUGUGGCCAUAAGUAUAGCAAGUUACAUUCACAUCAUGUUGUAGGACCAGGGGGCGGGCAGGCUCUGUCCUAGGGAAAAGUCCUACCCUAUGCAGAAGCCCAGAACAAGGCUUUGGCCUCUUCAGGUAUUUGAAAAGGGCUGUUAGAAACAGUGCGCAUGAAUAUGUGAUUCACCCUGAUGCGUAAGGAUCCCAGUUCUCGCCACAACCAUUGCAUGUUGGGAAACAAAAUAUUUCCACUGAAAGCCACGUGCAACCAUUUUAGCAAUAAAGCUUCUUCCUCGAGUAGCGAUGGGAAGCGUCCCUUUUGCUGCAGAUCUAUUUAAUGUCCGUGUGAUUGUUGCCUUGUAAUGCAUGUGUUGUCUUUAAACAAAUCUGUGGCCGAAACGGAAGACCAGCAGCCAUGGCCCCUCUGUCUGAACUAGCUUCACUUCCGCCCAUGCACUUGUGGUAAAUAAAGGUUUGUCUUUAGUGUUUGACAAGCA